AUGCAUGCACGACGCGACGCUGCGCUGGAUCGCGCAGACAAGCACCCAGUGCGUAGACAGGCUGGCACCAGACAGGACGGCCUCGAAAAGUCAGAAGGCAGCCGUAAGUGCAACGACAUCAGGCUACAGGCGACCAUCCGUAGGCCCGGCCGUUCCGGCAGGCCCAGCUGGCUCGGCAGGCCUGGACAGGCCGGAGAAACACGAGGCCGAAGGCAUGACGGCAUGACGGCUUGA
Molecule: messenger RNA, 234 nt
Organism: Protopolystoma xenopodis
Lineage: Eukaryota; Metazoa; Platyhelminthes; Monogenea; Polystomatidea; Polystomatidae
Source: the annotation of a GenBank genome assembly